AUAAAAGGGUUCUAACUGACAUUUUUUCAUAAAAUGAGGUUUUGGUGUAAUAAGGUUCUAACUGACAAACUGAAUGUAUUCUAAACAUCUGUUUUGGUUUAUGUCAGCUGAUAAUUUAAUAAUAAGCAAAAUAAGAUAGUUCUAUCUGCUAAAGUCACUCUUUUACAAUUGAAGAAGGUUCUAACUGCAACUUACAACCAUAUUGGUCCCAAAAACAAAUAGUUUUAGUUCAAUAAGGUUCCAUUUGCAGAUGGAACCAUGUUAUUUAAAUGAAUUAUCUUUUUCAAUGCAGUAAGGUUCUAUCAGCUGAUGUAAAAGCCUGAUUCAAUGUAUUAAGGUUAUUUUGCUUGCGGUUUUCCUAGAAACUGUAAUAUUAUUUAUUGGGAUGUUUUAUAACUAAUAUGAGUUCCAUAAACGAUAGUGAAAUAUUAGAGGCACUAGAUGAUAGUGAAGAUCAGUGUGCUCCAAGAAAUCAGAGUUUCACUUCUGACAGGUAAGAAAUCUAACCUAAAAUAACCCAUACUGAUGUUUUGCUCUAAACCAUUAACAUAGAUAAAACAACAUUAAAACUGGUAAAUGGCUAUAUACCAGAAUCCAAAUUGAAUGCUAAAUUUGUGUAUUUUAUUCAAAUAGCUAUGAUUUUAUCAAUCAAAAUUUCUAUUAAAGUCUAUAGUGUUUUCAUUUGGUUAUAAUUCCAUUAGUUUUAUUCAUGUAUGUUCUGAAUUUUUUCUUUGAUUUUAGCAAUGCUGGUUCAGAGAGCAAUCUUGAUCAAUGUGUAAACAACAACUAUGUUCCUACAAAGGGUGAUCCCAAUGAACAAGGAGAUGACAUCCAAGAUGAACAAGUAGAAGAAUAUCCCACUGAAUGUGUAAACAUACUAGAUCCAAGUAACUCAGAAAUUAAUUAUGGUGCACACAAUAACCUUGAGCAAUAUAUGGAGGACAUCCAUGAAGAAACCGCAGAGGAUAACCAUGACAUCAUAGAGGACAAUCAUGAUGAAAUCACAGACAACAACCAUGAUGAAACCACAAAGGAUAAUUACUAUGACCAACUGGCUGAGGACAACCAUGAUCAACUCGCUGAGGACAGUCAUGACCAACUCGCUGAGGACAACCAUGAUAGGCAACUUUUUAUUGAUGAAGGGAACAUUUUUAUAGUCAUAACAGCAAAUCAAAACUGUGACGAAGUGCAAGAAGACUUUUUAAAUGUACUAGAUGGAACUGUAGUUACAAUUAUUGAAGAAGAUACACAAAGCAUUAAUGAAGGUGAUUUUGUCACAGAACUUUCUUCUAAUGAAUCAGUACAAACUUUGGUAUUUACUCCGGACAAGUCUCCUCACCCUACUCCUGAGGACGAACAAAUUCAACAGACAAUCACUGAAGGCACUCCAGAUGAUAUUGACAGCUUGCCUGUCCAGAAGAAAGCCUAG
Molecule: messenger RNA, 1429 nt
Organism: Homalodisca vitripennis (glassy-winged sharpshooter)
Lineage: Eukaryota; Metazoa; Arthropoda; Insecta; Hemiptera; Cicadellidae
Exons: 2
Coding region: 710-1429 (239 amino acids)
Source: RefSeq, a predicted model, not a curated record